This is a messenger RNA of Mycetomoellerius zeteki, 450 nucleotides long. RefSeq names its product histone-lysine N-methyltransferase SETMAR-like. Gene Ontology annotation, molecular function: nucleic acid binding. The transcript has 2 exons. Bases 1 to 450 code for a protein of 149 amino acids. The record is from RefSeq and is a predicted model, not a curated record. NCBI's taxonomy places the organism in Eukaryota, Metazoa, Arthropoda, Insecta, Hymenoptera, Formicidae.
AUGUUGGGAAACUGUUUCGGCAGUGAUGCUCUAAAGAAAACAACCGUUUACCAGUGGCAUGAACGCUUCAGAAGUGGUCGUGAAUCCGUCGAGGAUGACGAACGCAGUGGCAGGCCGUCGACAUCGAAAACCGACGAAAACAUCAAUAAAGACAUUGUAGUUAAUGAUUUGGGUUUGCGCCGUGUUGUUGCAAAGUUGGUCCCGAAGGAAUUGAAUUUCAUGCAAAAAAGGGACCGCGUUGACAUCGCCAAAGACAUGAUUUCCAAGGCUGAAUCCGACCCAACAAUCAUCAAACGCAUCAUUACUGGAGACGAGACGUGGGUUUAUAAGUACGACACGCAAUUCAGACAUCAGGCGAGUGAAUGGAGAGCUCCAAAUGAGCCAAGACCAAAAAAACCACGUCGUUUUCAGUCGAAAAAGAAAGUGAUGCUCACGGUUUUCAUGGAUUAA